ACUUCACAAAUAGCUGGUUAUUCAGCCAGAGAUAAUGCUUCUCUUUCUGGAAUGCAGCAACAUGAAAGGCUGACACUUCUGCAUGGCCCAGAAUAAGCUUCUUCUCUGUUUGUUAAAGAAAUAAUAAUAUCUGCAUGCUAAGACAUGUUCUUAAACAUUCUUUGCAUGGAAGAAUGGAGGAGUUUGGAGAUUUAUUGAGGGGAGAUGGUUUUUAGAGUGUUGGGGAUGUUUUUUCCCUCCUUAAAUGUUCCAGUUAAGAAAAAGAAUUAACUUUUCUUUUUCCUAGUUUGUCACCAAAUGAAAUGGAUGAAGAACAGCCUUGCAAUCAAAACUUGGAAGAAGAAGUAAGAAAACGUCAGAAUUCAAGUCAAGGUUCUCGAGGCAGCAAUUCUUCCAGGACAUCUAGAAAAAGCUUCAGAUUGGAUUAUCGGUUGGAGGAAGAUGUAACAAAAUCAAAGAAAGGUAAAGAUGGGAGGUUUAUCAACCCCUGGCCAACAUGGAAAUCACCAUCCUUCCCAAAUAUUUUGAAGUGGGCUCUUACAGAAAAAGACAACAGCAAAGUCCCAUCUUCAAAACAGGACCUUGAGAGAGAGCUUCCGGUGUUAACACCUUAUUUUGUCCAAAACCCUGAACUAGUUGGAAGAACUGGAGCUGGUAUGCGAGUAACUUGGCUUGGACAUGCAUCGCUGAUGGUGGAAAUGGAUGAACUUACAUUUAUUACCGAUCCCAUCUUCAGCCAGCGGGCUUCCCCAGUACAGUUUGCAGGUCCUAAACGUUUCCGAGGUCCUCCAUGUACAGUUGAUGAACUGCCCAAAAUAGACGCGGUGUUGAUCAGCCAUACCCAUUAUGAUCAUUUGGACUAUCACACUGUAAUAAGUUUAAAUGCACGCUUUGGCAGUGAAUUGAGAUGGUUUGUGCCGCUGGGACUUUUAGACUGGAUGCAGAAAUAUGGUUGUGAGAAUGUAAUUGAACUGGACUGGUGGGGAGAAAACUGUGUUCCUGGUCAUGAUGCAGUUACAUUCGUUUUUACUCCUACUCAACACUGGUCCAAAAGGACUACAACAGAUGACAACAAAGUUCUGUGGGGAAGCUGGUCUGUUCUGGGACCCUGGAACCGUUUUUUUUUUGCUGGAGAUACUGGUUAUUGUGUUGCCUUUGAGGAAAUAGGAAAGCGAUUUGGACCUUUUGAUCUUGCAGCGAUUCCCAUUGGAGCAUAUGAACCAAGGUGGUUUAUGAAAUACCAACACGUGGAUCCUGAAGAAGCAGUAAGGAUUCACAUUGAUGUACAAGCAAAGAAGUCUGUGGGAAUUCACUGGGGAACGUUUGCUUUAGCAAAUGAGUUCUACUUAGAUCCACCUGCUAAACUGAAGGAAGCUCUUGACAGAUAUGGAUUGCAAAUGGAAGAUUUCUUUGUUUUGAACCAUGGAGAAUCACGAGAUUUGAAUAUUAAUGAUGAUGGAUUUGAAUAGAAACAGAAAAAACAAUUUCUUAUUAACCAUAUCUGGGGGGAAAAAAUAAGAGUGAACAUUUUUUGUAAAAAAAAAUUAAACAGGAUUUUGAAGAUUUCAUGUGUGUUUAAUUGUAACAAUCUCUUAAAAUCUUGCAUACCAACUUUAUAACGUGAUUUUUCAUGAAUGAAACAACAGUGGAGAGCAUUAAGUGAGCUACAAGUAUCUUUAAGUAAACAGUGAAAUAAAAAUUCCACUUUUUACAAUUGUUAAUUUGCUCUGGAGCAGUAUCGGUAUAAGAUACCUGCUGAGAAUUAAUUCCCACCCAGAAUACCUAACAGCAUGUGAUGUGUUCAGUGCUUGGCAGAUGCCUCUUUCAUCACUGAAUAGUUAAGUGUCCCAGGACUCCAGUUCAAAAAUGACUUACUGGGCCAGUACUGCAGGAACUUCCUUGGAAAAGAAGACAAGUAUCUGAAUGUGUGUAUACAAUGGUUUCUGCAUGCAUUUCAUUCUGACCUUUUGGAGCAAUUGAGCAAAAUGUUCCUUGAAAACAGCCUGGUUUGCAUGUGCAGAUGAAUGUAAACUUUAGUCCAGCCACUAUUAUGCAGAUUGACUGACUGUAUACAGAUAGUGUUUAUGGGACCUCCUGUCUGAUGUAGGUAUGUGUGGUGAUGAUAGGAACUGAAGAAUCCUUUAAUCCUCUCCCACCCAUUAUCUAAUCAAGAGCUGGAAGAAAGAUAUUUGUGAACAUACCGGCAUAAAAAUAUAAGGCUACCCAAAAGGGUACCUUUGUAUUCAUAACUAGGUGUUGGACUUACACCUGAAUUGAAAAUGUUUCCUGGCAUGCUAAGUCCCGCUGAAAUCUGAAUUUUUGGUUAGCUGUGAUUAUGAUCAGAGCCUUCACUCAGGAGCCAUUAUUUUGUAAAGCACCACAGUCCCAUUCUAUGCUUGUUUAUUCAGACAUGAAGCCUACCUAAAAAGACAGGCUCAAGGGCAUUUAGGGUUGCUGAUUUAGCCAUGAUCAUUUGAACACACGUUCCUACAGCUUGGGUGGUUUUAAAAUACUAUUACCACAACAAUAUUUUUAAAGUUUUACAACUGAUAUAGUAGUUCUGGAAUCGAUGUUUUGAACCCUGCAGCCUUAAUGGGCCAAGGACUAUUCACACCGUCUCCCUUGAGCAAAUUACUCACCCAGAGGGUGUGCCUGGUGCCUUCAGAGCUGUUGAAUUAUAGGAUUUGAAAUGAGUCUUCCAACACAGUUGCUGGUAAAGCACAUAAAAAAAAAAAUUUUUUACUGAAAGCUUAUGUUUAUUUGCAAACACAGAAGCCACGUUUUGAAAUUAUCUAAGAAAUGUGCCUUUUAAAAGAGUUCUAAUACUAAAAAUGCCUACUAUUUAUUGUGCUGCUGGCCAAAAUACCUAUUUGCAUUGUGCUGUCACUGUGAGUUGCUCAUUAUAAUCUAAAGCCUUUUAUUAUUUGAGAAUAUGAUUGGCGAAUGUAACGAAGCAUCGGCUUCUCUGAAAUCUUUAUUCAGCUUAUUUUGUUUGUGCCUCUUUCCUUAGGGCAACUGUGAAGUCCUAAACAAAUAAUUUUAGCAAAAUGAUGAGGAAAUUCAUGUGCAGAUUCCUCACAAAACUGAAAUCACUGAUGAUUAUGAAUUUGUUCAGCAUUAAAAAUAUGACCAAAUAUUUCUGUGUUAAGCUGCUACACUGAAAAUAAAUUCUUGCCCAAAAAUGUU
This is a messenger RNA of Candoia aspera, 3186 nucleotides long. RefSeq names its product N-acyl phosphatidylethanolamine phospholipase D (gene NAPEPLD). Gene Ontology annotation, cellular component: membrane-bounded organelle; cytoplasm. Lineage: Eukaryota; Metazoa; Chordata; Lepidosauria; Squamata; Candoiidae. Gene Ontology annotation, molecular function: zinc ion binding; N-acylphosphatidylethanolamine-specific phospholipase D activity. Gene Ontology annotation, biological process: N-acylethanolamine metabolic process; N-acylphosphatidylethanolamine metabolic process. Bases 303 to 1469 code for a protein of 388 amino acids. The transcript is spliced from 4 exons. The record is from RefSeq and is a predicted model, not a curated record.